Molecule: messenger RNA, 548 nt
Organism: Aspergillus homomorphus CBS 101889
Lineage: Eukaryota; Fungi; Ascomycota; Eurotiomycetes; Eurotiales; Aspergillaceae
Exons: 1
Coding region: 161-490 (109 amino acids)
Source: RefSeq, a predicted model, not a curated record
AGGUUCGGAAAUGUCGCGAGAGAGAGCAAAAGGGACUAAAGGGAUAUGUGGCGUAGCUCCUCCGAUCCGUGGCGGUGCGAGCUAUACCAAAUACCAAUAGACUGGGACGCUGGCUUGACUAGUCCUUCUUCCUAAUGCAGUGUAGACAGCAAGUUGUUGCAUGUCGAAAUAUCUCUCGGAAUUGUUCUUGCGCAGAGAUGAACGAACGGAGAAAAGAAACCCGCUCUUCGGCUGGGAGUUACUCGUAGUUGGUUGUGACUGUGGGGAGGGCAGAGGGAAUGAAGAUGGACAUCCUUCAAAUUACUGUCUCCGACUCUCCAGUGCUCCACGGAAUCUGGAAAUCGUGAACUUGGUGCGGUUCACCUUUUUCAGAUCGGCGCUCUUCCUUUUCCGGAGCUGGGGUGUUUUUUUUUUCUUUUUCCCUUUUUUUUUUCUUUGUUUUUUUCUCGGAGAUCUUUCUUCUUCCCGUUCUCUUCCUAUCUACACCUGAUCCAGUAUUACCAUUCAUUCAUGGGGGUUGAGGAAGAAAUGGGGAUGGUCCAGCAAAU